This is a messenger RNA of Platichthys flesus (European flounder), 3973 nucleotides long. RefSeq names its product integrin alpha-6-like. The record is from RefSeq and is a predicted model, not a curated record. Gene Ontology annotation, molecular function: integrin binding. The coding region runs from base 67 to 3213 and encodes 1048 amino acids. Gene Ontology annotation, cellular component: external side of plasma membrane; integrin complex. Lineage: Eukaryota; Metazoa; Chordata; Actinopteri; Pleuronectiformes; Pleuronectidae. The transcript has 26 exons. Gene Ontology annotation, biological process: integrin-mediated signaling pathway; cell-cell adhesion; cell-matrix adhesion.
UCCUCCAGUAAGGACCUCACCUUUCACUACUUCCAGCGGAGUUUAUAUUUCUUUUACCUGUGCGUCAUGGUGGGCAGGAUCACCUGUGGACUGUGGCUGCCCGUCCUCCUCAUGGGAUGCGGGCGACUGUGGGCUUUCAACCUGGACACCGAAAACUACCAGCGGAAGGACGGGGAUCAGGGCAGCCUGUUCGGCUUCUCCAUGGCCCUGCACCGGCAGCUCGUACCGCAGGAUAAGAGAUUUCUGCUGGUUGGUGCCCCGAGAGCGAAAGCCAUUAAAGGUCAAACAUCCAAAGUGACAGGAGGACUGUACGGCUGUGACAUGAGCUCCAGCUCAACUAGCUGCACCCGACUUCAGUUUGAUGAUGAAGAGGAUCCAACCAAAGAGAGCAAAGAGAACCAGUGGAUGGGAGUGACAGUCAACAGUCAAGGGCCAGGAGGGAAGAUUGUGACCUGUGCCCAUCGAUACCAGCGGCGGUCCAAUGUGAAAACAUCCAUCGAAUCACGCGACAUUAUUGGUCGCUGCUACGUGCUGAGUCAGAACUUGGAAAUCGAUUCUGGUGCGACUGAAGAUGGAGGUGGCUGGCUAUUUUGUGACCAGAGGCCCAGAGGCCACGAGAGUUUUGGAUCCUGCCAGCAGGGGGUCUCUGCCACGUUCGACAAGGAUUACCACUACCUCAUCUUUGGGGCUCCAGGAGCAUACAACUGGAAAGGUGUGGUACGCUUGGAACAAAAAAAUGACACCCUAUUAGAUCUGGGCAUCUAUGAAGAUGGUCCAUUUGAGGUGGGAGACGAGAGAGAAAAGAAUGCCGAACUGGUCCCUGCCCCUCCUAACAGCUACCUGGGAUUUUCUCUGGACUCGGGCAAGAGUUUGACCAAGAAUCGUCAGCUGACAGUGGUGGCCGGAGCUCCUCGGGCGCACCACAGCGGGGCGGUGGUGAUGCUGAAGAAAGGCGAUACCUCGAGCAAAAUCUUGCUGGAAGAGUUCACCCUGGUAGGGGAGGGGCUUGCGUCGUCUUUCGGCUAUGAUCUGACUGUAAUGGAUCUCAACGGGGACGGCUGGCAGGACAUAGUGGUGGGAGCACCUCAGUACUUCGAGAAGGACGGAGAAAUCGGUGGAGCCGUUUACGUCUAUGUCAACAAAGCAGGAAUCUGGAACAAUGUCAAACCGACCAGAAUAGACGGACCUAAAGACUCCAUGUUCGGCCUCGCUGUGGAAAACCUGGGAGACAUCAAUAAGGAUGGUUACGAGGAUUUUGCAGUGGGAGCUCCUUAUGACGAUAAAGGGACAGGGAAGGUUUAUAUCUACAUGGGAUCAGCUGCAGGACUCCGCUCUAAAAAAGCUGAUCAGGUGCUGUCGGGCCAGACUCUUGGUGUAAAGCUGUUUGGCUACUCUUUGGCAGGCAACAUGGACCUGGAUAAGAAUGCCUACCCAGACCUGGCUGUCGGAUCCCUCUCUGACUCUGUCUUUGUGUUCAAAACCCGGCCAGUUAUUAACAUCAAGAAAGUAAUCACAUUCACACCGAAGGAAAUCGACUUCACCAAGAAGAACUGUGCCAGUGGCUUUUGCUUUGAAGUUGGGGUCUGCUUCACUUAUACUGCUUAUCCAAAGAGCUACACUCCCAAACUGACGGUGGAGUACACUCUGCAGGCGGACGCUGACAGGAGUAGCGGUCUCCCUUCCAGGGCGACCUUCCCCGGGUCCUCCGACUCUGACAAGGGGACCAUCAUCAUGAACAGCCAAGGAGCAGAAAAGUGCAUUAAACGUCAGCUUGCCAUUCAGGAGAACAUUCGAGACAAGCUGCGAGGGAUCCCCAUCGAAGUGACUGUGGACAUCAAGGACGCCAAACGUAAACGCAGGCAGAGCUCAGGUCCUCUGGCCCCAGUUCUAGAUGCUCUACAGCCGAUGAUAACUCGAGCAGAGGUGAAUUUUCGGAAGGAGGGUUGUGGCAGCGACAACGUUUGCCAGAGCAGCCUGCAGUUGCAAAGUCAAUACGGAAGCGGGGCGAGUGACAAGGACCCCUUCGUUCCAUUGAAAAAGGGGGAGGACGGCCUGCCCCUAAUCUCGCUCAGCAACCAGAAGGACGUCACCUUGGAGGUCAAAGUGAGCAAUCACGAUGGAGAUGACGCACAUGAAGCACGUUUGGUGGCCUCAUUCCCGCCCUCCCUGACCUACUCAGCUCACCGUGUACCUGAUGAUAACAAAGUCAGCUGCAGAGCCAAUAAAGACGGUUCCAAUUUGGAUUGUGAUCUUGGAAACCCUUUCAGCCGUGACUCAGAGGUCACCAUCUACAUUAUUUUGGGUACAUCCCGCAUCUCUCUCAACAAUUCUGAUCUGGAGAUUGAUCUUCAGCUAAAUACCACAAGCAAGCAGGUGAUAGCUCCUGUCAAAGCAAAGGCAAAGGUGGCCAUCAUGUUGCAGCUGAUGCUUUCAGGACAAAUCCAGCCGUCUCAGGUCUACUAUACAGGAAAGGUCAAAGAUAAGGCGGCCGUGAAGACUGAAAAUGAAGCAGGCCCUGCCAUCACACAUCAGUUCAGAAUAGUCAACCUGGGAAAACGCUUGACGAGUCUUGACAGCGCCACCCUCAACAUCAAGUGGCCAAAGGAGGAGAAGCAAGGCAAGAGGCUGCUCUACCUGAUGAGGAUCAGCUCCACAAGAGUGGAGAAUUUACAGUGCACUCCUAAAGAAGAGAUCAACCCUCAGGGGCUGGUAUCAAGUAGCAACAGGAGAAGAAGAUCAUCAGAAAACUCCAAGGGAAUUCAGGAAGGCAUAAUGUCCCGUUACGAAGGAAAGGAAAGACUCUCUCUGUCCUGUGACAGCGGGGCUACUUGUGUGAACAUACAGUGCCCCCUGGAGGGCCUGGACAGUAAUGAAGUAAUCACUUUCCACUCUCGCCUUUGGAACAGCACCUUCAUCGAGCUUUAUUCCAAGUUACAUCUUGUGGAGGUGAUAGUGAAUGCCUCUCUGAACUUGGACAGCACAAAGAAGAACACAAUUCUGGAAAACACUGAGACUCAGCUGAAACUGACGGUGUUCCCUGAGAUGCGCGCAGCUCAACAUGGAGCAGUGCAAUGGUGGAUCAUAUUGCUGUCCAUCCUCUUCGGCCUGCUGCUGCUGGGCCUCUUGGCUUUCCUUCUCUGGAAGUGUGGAGUCUUUGGAAAAAAGAAUAAAGACGCGGCACCAGAAAAAGAGACACUGACGUCAAAUGCAUAAAAACAGAGAGAGAGGUGCGGCUUUUUCAAUCGUGCCAGAUAUGAAGACAAGGUCCCCAGUUACAACGCGGUAUGGAUCAAACGGGAGGAGAGAGACAUAAAUGCUGGAAAUGGUAACUGGGCGACCCUGGAGAAGAAGUCAUGGAUGACGACCUGGCAUGACAGCAAACAUUAUUCUUAACAGCCAAUGACAUUUUGACUCAGAUCACGUGGAUCCUCUGAAGCUUACAGGUGAAAUACUGGUUCCACUGAUUCCCCCUCCCCCCAUCGUCUUUGAACAGCUCGGACUGUAAAUAGUCACUUUUUUUUUUUUUUUUUUAAUAAAAAUUUAAAAAAAACUUAAUACUUGAUCAAACAUUCUGCUUCAGAUAGUUUGCAUGAGUCACUGGACGGAGAGUGGUAGUUUUGAGAUGGUCCUGCUGUGGGAGCGUUUCUACAGUUGUACAUUUUUUAAGAAAUGUUUUGCAGAAUUGUGUAUAUUUAUUCUUUGCGAGUUCUUUGUUACGUGCACUUCUGGCCAAAGAGUCAUUCAAUGCUUACACAGGUGCCUGUCAACAACAUUGCAUUUCUACAGAGCCUCUUGGUGUCGGAUCAGUUUUUUUGUAUGUUGUGCUUAAGCUGCCUCAGGUUGUUCCAUUAUAAAACUACAAUUCAUCCACAGUUGUCAAAUACCAGGUUUGUAAAGUUCCAUCCAAUCCUCUGCAGAACUUAAUGGCUGUAUAACAGGAAGGAGAUAAGAGCAAAAUAAAACCUUUUACAUA